AUGUCAUGCAUCUCCUUACAUCUCCUGCACAACCGCGUGCCUCCACACUCAACCAUGCCCAUGCCAUGCCCAUGCCCUCCUGUGCGUCUGCAUGGGCGUGUACCGCCUGGCAUGCCCCACGACCAGCUGCGAGUGACUUGGGUGGAGAAGCUCAGCGCCCUGGACCUGCCCCUGCGAGUGACAUGGGUGGAGAAGCUCAGCGCCCUGGACCUGCCACCCGAGGGCUUUGCCAGCCUUGCAAAGACAGGCGUACGCAGCAUGUGGUGCAUAACGUGUGAUGGGUCAUCUCGACUUGACUCUCCUCACCUCCUCACCGCCAUCAUCAACUUCUGCCUCCUUAGUCCUCCUCACCUUACCAUGUUUCAUUCCCCUCUUGCCCUCUUUACUGGAAUACCCAUUCUGCAGCAGCCAAUCGGGACGAAGCUGAGUCAGCGUGCCAUGCUGGCGUACACCGCAGCUGACAUUGCUGCUCUCCACCGCGCCAUGCAAGAAGACGCAGAGCAGGUGCGGCAGCAGCUGGCUGUGGGCAUGGAGGGGGUGGCACAGGAGGUGGGGCAGCUGCGCCUGGCAAGCAGCAAAGCGGCGGGGGACGCGGCGCAGGUGCUGAGGGAGGGGCGGGAGGGGCUGCAGCAGCUGCAGGCGGAGAUCAAAGAGCUUAAAGCCCGCGUGCGCCGGCAAGGGGAGGAGCUGUCUCAGCAGAUGAUGACCCUGGCUCGGCUGCAGGAAAUCAGAAGAGAAGCGUGGGGGUGGGCGGGGGACGCAGCGCAGGUGACUUUUGAGACGUCUCGAAAGUUGCGGCAGGGAGGAAAUCAGAAGAGAAGUGGGGGGUGGGCGGGGGACGCAGCGCAGGUGCUGAGGGAGGGGCAGGAGGGGCUGCAGCAGCUGCAGGUGGAGAUCCAAGAGCUCAAAGCCCGUGUUCGCCUGCAUGGCGUGGAGCUUGCUCAGCAGAUCGUGUCUGUGGCUCGGCUGCAGGCACGGGAGAACAACGCUCGGGCUGCCGCCGCCGCCGCCGCUGCUGCCGCCGCCACUGCUGCUGUUGUUGUUGAAGCUGGCGGUAGCAGCAACAGCAGCAGUGGCAGUGGGGGGCGGGGGAGCGGGGUAUACCACCGACCAUGGCGGAGGAACGGGUUCAGACGGUGGAAGAUCACAGACGACCGCCCGCAGUAUUGGCGGCAGCGCGUGUUUGAGAAGUAUGGCGCCUACGGCUUUGUCAAAUUCAGUGCCUACCGCAUGAAUGCGCGGCGAAUAGCCAUAAUAGGCAUGGUGCCUGUCGCCAUGGAGGAUAAGACGCGCCUCACGGAUUGCACGUGGCAUGGCUCCGAUGGGUCGCGUAUCAAUGGAGACCUCACAAUCAGCCUUGUGGGCAAGCACCACAACUACAUCUAUGACGUAGCAGUGCUGCUGUGCACAUUGGACAGUGCCACCAAGGCAGGAGGCCACCUGGAGGCGAGGAUAGAGCAGGAGAUAUUGUUCCCGUACAGAGAGGAGGAGAGUGAGCCUCUGGAGGCCUCUUCGCCCCUCCCUCUCAACGUUGCAGCAUGCGUCUCCCCCAUCCACGACACCAUCGACGCCAGGAGGCUCUUAGAGUGGCUGCACUUCCACCGCGUGCUGCUCCCUGUCGACCGCUUCCUGCUCUACGAUGCGGGGGGCAUCGCGGGCAACGGGGAGGCAGGCCCGGGGCACAAGGAGGUGCAGCGGGUGCUGGCGCCAAGGGUCAAGAGGGGCAUGGUGGACGUGACGUGGGGGUUCCGAGAGGUGCUGCAGUGGGACGUGUGGAACUACGGGGAGGUAUGUACUUGGGGAGGGGGCGAGGAGGUAAGGGGGGGGAGGUGUCUGUGCUGCAGUGGGACGUGUGGAACUACGGUGAGGGGGCGAGGAGGUGAGGGGGGGGAGGUGUCUGUGCUGCAGUGGGACGUGUGGAACUACGGUGAGGUAUGUACUUGGGGAGGGGGCGAGGAGGUGAGGGGGGGGAGGUGUCUGUGCUGCAGUGGGACGUGUGGAACUAUGGUGAGGGGGCGAGGAGGUGAGGGGGGGGAGGUGUCUGUGCUGCAGUGGGACGUGUGGAACUACGGCGAGGUAUGUACUUGGGGAGGGGGCGAGGAGGUGAGGGGGGGGGAGGUGUCUGUGCUGCAGUGGGACGUGUGGAACUACGGCGAGGUAUGUACUUGGGGAGGGGGCGAGGAGCAUCUUGCCAUCCAGGACUGCAUAUACCGGACACGCAACGCCGCCCGCUGGCUGCUCGUGUCUGACAUCGACGAGUACCUCCAAAUCCCGCCACCCCUCUCGCUGCCAGCGUUGCUACAGGAGCACGAGUCGCUCCCAUGGCUGACCUUUGGUGCUACAGCCUUCAACGGCUCAUUCUGCUCGCCGCUACAGCUGCCACCGCAGGCAGCAGGGGGAGGGGAGGGGGAGGGGGAGGGUGGGGGAGGGGGCGAGGGGAAUGGGGGCGGGGAGGAGGGGGAGGAGGAGAGGAAGCGGGCUGCUGCGAUGGCUGCUAAUGAGGCCAAAGCUGCUUUUGCUGUGGAAAGGAUGCGGUUCAGGUGGCCCCACCCGGUGUGCUCUGCUACAGAUGUCUACAGCGCCAGCCAAUGCCUGGACGAGGAAGGCUCACGGCGCUACAUCCUCGACCCGCGCCGGGCUAUCACUGCCACAGCCAAUAGCGUCGCGUCGUCCCGCCCGGGGAUCAACCUACCCGUGGAGACCGCCAGGCUGGCACGCUUCCCUGGUAUCAGCCAAUCAGGGUUCGCCACAUGUACACUGGGCGAGCCGAGCGACAGUUGGUGGGAGAAGGAGGAGGGGGUGGCUGCACUGGCAGAGGCGGCGAGGAGGUGUCCGGCUUUAAAGCCAUGGACGAAAGGGGCAUCUGCUGAGAAAUGCACGCCUGAAGGGAUAGCCGAGAGGUUAAUCAUGCAUGCCGAGCAAACUCCUCAAUCUCCUGCGGUAGUGCGUAAUGGCCUUUCUGUGCUGGGAGUUAUUCCUCCCCCUUCUGAGACAUACAGCGUGCCCAUCUCGCCGUUGCCACCACCCGCUUCUCCCGUGCGUAGUGUGGGUAUUGUAUACCCGUUCGAGCCGCCGUCGACUCCUGCUGACUGGGAGCCGCACCCGUCAAUUGUUCUCGUGCCAGGCGGUGGUGAAGGGUCGUCUAGACCCUCCGCGGCUUCACCGUCCACUAUCGACGUCACGCUCGUGUCGCAUCUCGUGGACCAAACACGGAUGUGCAUCAAGAACCGGUACUUAAACUUUGAGCCGGAUCAUCACUUCGGGAGUGGAGAGAAGAUGACACUGAACGACUUCAUUCAGCGUCAUCAGAAGAUGGACAAGCGGGAGGUGAAGGCAGAGGGCGUGGACAGUGACGGCAACCCUGUGGAAUUCAGUUAUACGCUGCACGAGAAUCCCAUCGAAGGGCAGGAGACGGACGGAGAUGUAACGGCUUGUUUCGAGCUGUCGCUGAAGUUUGUGCGUGCUGUCGACAAGGAGCUGGAGUGGCGGAUGAAAGACCUGGAGGAGCUGGAGGGGU
Molecule: messenger RNA, 3517 nt
Organism: Closterium sp. NIES-65
Lineage: Eukaryota; Viridiplantae; Streptophyta; Zygnematophyceae; Desmidiales; Closteriaceae
Source: the annotation of a GenBank genome assembly